This is a messenger RNA of Theileria orientalis strain Shintoku, 1488 nucleotides long. RefSeq lists its product as hypothetical. Bases 1 to 1488 code for a protein of 495 amino acids. The transcript has a single exon. NCBI's taxonomy places the organism in Eukaryota, Apicomplexa, Aconoidasida, Piroplasmida, Theileriidae. The record is from RefSeq and is a predicted model, not a curated record.
AUGGACAGGCAACACAGACCCAAAAGGGCCCAGGCUCCUAAGCCUCCGAAAACGAACGUCUGUCUCAGGCCGUUCGUCUGGUUUCUCAAGUUAUUUCAUGGUAAAAUAUCACUUUUGGGAUUCAUUGUGGGUUUCAUGGCCUUCACAAUGCAUAUUCCAUUUCAGACGGUUUCCACCUCCUCUAGACACUUCGCAGUGGCAUUUAAUAUUCCCCCAAAUUAUACGGGGUUAUACUUCACGAAAAUGUACAGCUUGAGGGUGCUCGUCAUUUUAGUGGCGUCAUCAUUCACUUACGCCCUCAAGUGGUUUGUUCCCGAGGACAAUAUCUUCCUCACCUUGUUGUUUUGUGUUUUCAUGCUCGUGUCAAGGCUCAUACUGCUAAUUUAUCUCUAUGUUUCCACCAAUUUGGCGCUGGACAUUUACAAUUUUUUUGUCGUGGAGGCUCUGUCCCUUGGUUUGUUUCAACUAACCUUCUACACACUAACUCCGGAAUAUGUAUCGCUCUUAUCUCUUUGUUUUAAGCUUUCGAAGAUCACUGUUUUUUUAAUUCAGCUCAUUAUGGACCAGGUGAUUUUUGACAGGCCCCUGCUGAUGAUUAAAAUUCACUUUUGGUACGUCCUCGCCCUAAGUGUGGUUUCAACGAUCUUGUGGUUCUACUACUCAAUAUUCAAGGUCAGGCACGACGUUCACAGGCCUACGGACGAGCCAUACGAAAACCCUGAGCCUAAGAAGAGGAAGGACUCAAUCAAGGAUUUCGUAAAGAGGCGGUACUCCUCGGAUCCCGACCCCGAAAAGUUAAAGGAGACAGAGCCUGGCUUUUUGAGGCACUUUAUCAACUGCCUGUCCCCCUUCUUCAUGUGCCUCGUGACGUUGACCAUGAAGAACAUUCUCUAUCCUGGCAUACUCCCGUAUUCUCUUCUGGAAAGGGACGACGCACACGCAGUGAACAUGUACAGGACCCCCGUGGCCCUAAUCGGGUGUAUACUCAUUCAUGUUUUAAAAAAGAGAAACCAGUCUAUAAACAGGAAGUGGAAGUGGUACUGGCACCUAUUCUGGCUCCUUGUCGUCCCCCCGACCGUGGUCUUCUUCUUGACCUUUGCCGCCUUGCACGGAAAGAAUCCGACAAGCUUGAAUAUCAAGGGCUCAAAGGGCAAUGUUUUAGUGUUGUCGACCAUAUUUUUCCUAUGCCAUACCAUAGUGGAAUCCGCAGGGUACCUGGGCGUGGUCUCCAACGUCAAAUACUGUGGAAGGUUCUUCGAAAAGGGGCUCAAAGUCAUAAUGACAAACCAACUUUCUGGAAUAAUCAUAUCAUUCAUCUUCUACAAGUUCUCAGUGGGAUACAACGUUACGAGGUCGGUACCGCAGGACCACCCAGCAGGGGAUGCCUCAGUCGCAACCAAAAUAGGGUUUUGGAUAUCUUCAUCGCUUAUUGAAGGAUUUAAGGACUUCGUUAACGAGUUUGGAAUGAACAUUAAAGAUUACAUUUAA